CUCCCCACGUCACGGACAACUCCCCCUACCAGCCCCCAUGACGCAAAUUAAUUAAUCUCUUCAGAUGCUGUUGCAGCAGAGUUGGUCCUAUUCAGAGAAAGCCGGGUGGAGGAGAACAGUUGAUGAGCAAGAAAAGCCACAUUCUCGCCUCUGAUUUAUACAAAUUAUAUUUACGGGAAGAAAAAUAAGAUUAUGGUUAUAGUGUUUUAAAAAAAGAAAAGAAAAAUGGCACAGAAUAAUAAUACGUUAUUACAUCUCUUCGCAGGGGGAUGUAGUGGCACGGUGGGAGCCAUUGUGACUUGUCCUCUGGAGGUGCUGAAGACCAGGUUGCAGUCUUCAGGCAUCACGCUCCGGCCCAUGUUCCAGGUCCAACUGGGCACGCUCAAUGGUACUGGGGUCAUCAGACCAGGCUCGGGCACCAUUACACCACCUGGCCUGCUGCAGGUCUUACGGUCAAUUCUAGAAAAAGAGGGUCCAAGGUCUCUUUUCCGGGGACUGGGUCCCAAUCUUGUCGGUGUCGCCCCUUCAAGAGCUAUUUAUUUUGCUGCCUACAAAAAGUCGAAAGAGACGUUCAAUGGUGUCUUCGUCCCUAACAGUGGAGCGGUGCACAUGUCCUCAGCUGGCUUUGCAGCCUUUGUUACAAACUCCCUCAUGAACCCCGUAUGGAUGGUUAAGACCAGGAUGCAGCUGGAGAAAAAGGCUCGAGGGGAGAAGAAGACAAACGCGCUGCAGUGUGCCCGUUACGUUUACAAGACAGAGGGCAUGAGAGGUUUCUACCGGGGCCUGACGGCGUCCUACGCUGGCAUCUCCGAAACCAUGAUCUGUUUCCUCAUCUACGAGACGCUGAAGAAACGCCUGAACGAAGCGCGCUUCACGUCGCCAAACAGCGAGACGGAUAAAGGGGCGUCGGACUUCCUAGGCUUGAUGAUGGCGGCAGCCUUCGCUAAGGGUUGUGCUUCCUGCAUAGCCUACCCACACGAGGUGAUUCGGACAAGGCUGCGAGAAGAGGGCAGCAAAUAUCAGUACUUCUUCCAGACAGCACGGUUGGUUGCAGUGGAGGAGGGCUACGCUGCUUUUUACAGAGGACUCAUUCCUCAGCUUAUCAGACAGAUCCCCAACACAGCCAUCGUCCUCUCCACCUACGAACUCAUUAUCCACCUGAUGGGAGACUCCUCGCAAUGAUCAAUGACAAUGUGUUUUGGUCGGGUCCAUCGGAUGGAAGAGCAACGUGAUGUAGCUAUACACCAAGGCACGUUGGGUAAGAAAGAGACUAUCGUGCAAUUGCAGAAGAAAGGAAACUUGUGUUUUUGGUGAACUGUUGGUUACUCUUGAGGGAAUUUGAAAGCAGGUUUUACUGUUAUCCAAAGGACCUGAAACUGAUUUUUAAGGCUGCAUCCCAAAUAGCAAACUAUCCCCUAUCCUUAUUUAGUGCACUACUUUUGACCAGGGCCUUAUAGGCUCUAGUCAAAAGUAGUGCACUCUGUAAAGAAUAGGGUGCCAUUUGGGACUCUGGAAAAUAAUGUUUUAGUUUAAUAGAAGCAUGUUAUGUUUAUUAAGGUGUUCAGAAGAAUUUUACGCUCUCAAGAGUUGUGGUACUUACGACAGGACAACUCUAGCCCGAGUCCCAGAUCGGUUUGUGCUGUUAUUACCAACUCCCAUUUCUGUCAUUUUGUGUUGUAAAUUAUCAAGACGACACAAACCGAUCUGGGAAUCAGGCUAAGACUACUCCAUGUCUGAGAAGAACUUUAGUUUCCGUUUUUAAUCAUACGAGGUCAACUGAAUAGAAGAGCACUGUUAAGUUCAACUAAAUUAUUUUCUGUAUUUGUAUUGUUAAAUGCUGUUUCUCUGAUGCUUAUCCAUGUUAAAUGUUCAACGUUCCACCACUGUCUUUGGCUACAGGUUAUUUCAUUACAGGUUAUUUCAUUACAGGUUAUUUCAUUUCACACUAAAGAUGGGGGGGGGGGGAGGCAGAGGCAUAGCUAGAGUUGUUAUUUGCCAGGCAAACGCGCACACACACACACACACACACACACACACACACACACACACACACACACGUGUUAGUCAUCAUGAUAGUUUAUUCAUUCACAUGGUGAAGUUUUCAUUAGAAUUAUCCCUGAGUAAAGUAUCAUAUUUUACAUGACAAAUACAGGUUAAUCUGUAUAUUGUGUUUGUUAAAGAACAUGGUCAUCUUUUACAAUAUAAUGACAACGUGAAUGCUUAUUCGACCAGUGGCUCAAUAAAAUUGCAUCAAUAAGUG
Molecule: messenger RNA, 2260 nt
Organism: Salmo salar (Atlantic salmon)
Lineage: Eukaryota; Metazoa; Chordata; Actinopteri; Salmoniformes; Salmonidae
Product: solute carrier family 25 member 33
Biological process (GO): pyrimidine nucleotide import into mitochondrion
Cellular component (GO): mitochondrion
Molecular function (GO): pyrimidine nucleotide transmembrane transporter activity
Source: RefSeq, a predicted model, not a curated record